This is a messenger RNA of Fraxinus pennsylvanica, 399 nucleotides long. The record is from the annotation of a GenBank genome assembly. Lineage: Eukaryota; Viridiplantae; Streptophyta; Magnoliopsida; Lamiales; Oleaceae.
AUGCUCCGGCGAUGGCAUAAGAAAGCAACAUUUCGCCGCAUUCGCGGUGUUCCGUCUGAUGUGCCAGCGGGACACGUGGCAAUAUCCGUGGGAAGUAGUUGCCGGAGGUUCGUUGUGCGUGCGACGUACCUGAAUCAUCCAAUUUUCGAGAAACUGCUCGCUCAAGCUGCGGAAGAAUACGGAUUCGCAAAAUCGGGGCCGAUCGCCAUUCCCUGUGACGAGUCAGUAUUCGAGGAGAUCCUCCAAUUCUUGGCCCGACCGGACUCGGUUAGAUCAUCACGGUGCAUCAAUCUCGACGACUUCCAGAGAUGCUACCACGUGGGAAUCGGGAACAGUAACCUUCAUUUUUUCGGCGAAUCUAGGCCGUUGCUUAGUGGUUACAUUGCCGGAUCUGUUUAA